This is a messenger RNA of Sclerotinia borealis F-4128, 3381 nucleotides long. NCBI's taxonomy places the organism in Eukaryota, Fungi, Ascomycota, Leotiomycetes, Helotiales, Sclerotiniaceae. The record is from the annotation of a GenBank genome assembly.
AUGUCUUCUCAUACCUCGAGUCCCAAUCUUACUCCGACUACCUCACGAGCUCCCACACAACAACAAUCUCCUCAGAUGUCUCCAUAUCCGCAGAGAACAUCCUCCAUAAAUCGGCGACGCGGCAUAUCGCGUGUGCGAACCGAAUUUCUCCCUACCAUUACUGCCGCUCCUACUCUCCCAAUGUCGGCUUCCUCGGUCACAACCUCAAGCUCCGUACAAGUAUCACCAAUUAUGUCCCCCGAAAUUCAUCAAAUCAUGACCAGCAACUCUUCAUUACAAGUAUCCCCUGAAGGUCCGCGCGGGCGUGAACCUGAGCAUCGCAUUCCCCCUUUCGAACCGCUCCCCGAAUCAGUAUGUCCGACAGUCUCUAAAAAACCGAGUCAAACUGCGAUGGCCGAGACUUUCACUAGCAAUAGAUCACAAGGGUUGAUGAGGAGAUUAUCGAAUAAGAUCUCGAGACGACAGUCUACAGCUGCAAGUCGGGACCAGAGCGCCGGACCAGUCAUGUUGCGACGAAGAAGCGAUAGUACAAAUACAGCCCCAGAUUCCAGAUACAACGUGGUCAACUCUGAUUCCGACGAAGACGUCCACGAGAAUGCUAUUGAAUGUGUAGUGGAUUCGCCACUGAGCAUUGAAGGUGCUGGCGGUGAUUAUCCAAGUUCCAGUGCCUCAUUCGCUUGCUCUUCGACAAUGACUGGUGGCGGCAACGCAGGUCUCGCUUUCGGUCCUGUCAUCCCUACCAUUCUUCUGCAAGGGACCACAAUGAUCAAAAUUACAAAGAAAAAGAGGAAGUUGCUCACAUUUGUUCUCGAAGACGAAGCUUGUAAAGUUUCUUGGGAUAAGACCAGGCCCGCCAAAAGCUUCCUUAUAGAUAACGUACAGGAAAUCCGACUCGGAUCCGACGCUCUCAACUACCGCGAGGAGUUCAAAGUUGACUCGCAGGACGAACCUCGUUUCUUCUCCAUUUUGUACGUUGUACCCGACAUCAAGUCGAAUGGACGCUCAACGAAAAUCAUGCACUUGAUCGCCCUUGAUGAACAAGCUUUCGACCUUUGGACAACAACCCUUGACGCUAUAUCAAAACAUAGACAGGACAACAUGUCAAAUCUUACUUCCUUUAACGAUAAGGCAGUUGAAAACUACUGGCGCAACGAAAUGAGCAAGCAGUUUUCUGAGACACCUCAUGCCGAAGACGAAGAGGCUCUUAAUUUUGAGGGCGUCGAGCAACUUUGCAAAAACCUCCAUAUUAACACUUCUUCUAGAUUCCUACGUGAGAGGUUCCAACAAGUCGACACUACGAAGUCUAAGAAAUUGAACUUUGCCGAAUUUCAAGAAUUUGUAAAGCUCAUGAAACGCAGAGGAGAUGUUUCGGAAAUCUACAAAAAGCUUGCUUCCGACCCUACGAAAGGACUCACCCUAGAAGAAUUCAUCAAUUUCAUCGGCAGAGUCCAAGCGGAGAAUGUUGAGAAGGACCGAGCCAAAUGGGAAUCUAUUUUCGCAAAAGCUACCCGUCGAUCGAGAUCACGAGAUCAGCCACUACAAGAAGGUGAGGUUGCGCGGAUGAGUGAAGAAGCUCUAGCCACCUUCUUGACAUCCACCCACAAUGUUCCUCUAGAGACUGUCCCCGAAACCUUCUCCCUCGAUCGUCCUAUUCACGAGUACUUUAUUUCUAGUUCUCACAACACUUAUCUUAUGGGUCGACAGGUCGCUGGCGAAUCGAGUGUCGAGGCUUACAUCUCAGCUUUGAUCAAAGGUUGCCGAUGUGUUGAAAUUGAUUGCUGGGAUGGCAAAGACGGGCGACCUAUUGUCAAUCAUGGACAUACCAUGACUAGACCCAUCAUGUUUUCCGAUGUGAUGUACACGAUUGCGAAAUAUGCCUUUGUCAAAUCCCACUUUCCCUUGUGGAUUUCUCUCGAAGUUCAUUGCAAUGAUGCACAGCAGGCAGCCAUGGCUCAGAUCAUCAAGGAAGCCUGCGGUGCAGCGUUGGUCACAGAACCACUUGAUUCCUCGUCACAAGAACUCCCCUCGCCUUCUCAAUUGAUGGAUCGAAUCUUGAUCAAAGUCAAGAAACCCAGAAUUCUCGCUGAAACUCCGUCCAAGGCUAAUGGUCGUUCUCGUGGCAACAGUUUGAGCUCACCUCGUGUCUAUCCUACCCAGCUCGACAAUUCAAGUAUUUCUAGUGGCUCUCUCCCACCUCCACCAAAUUUAAUUUCAAGUGGAAGCAACAUCAAGCAAAACAUUCGAAGAACUGGAACUGAUGGAAUCACGAGUAGCAGCAGUAGCGACAGCGAAGGAAACGAAGACAGACCUAAGGAUAAGCCCAAGACAAGCAAGAUCGUUCAAGUUCUUGGAGAGCUUGGUAUUUAUAGUGUUGGUGUCAAAUUUCGCGGCUUCGAUGACCCUGACAGCAAAGCCUAUAAUCACAUCUUCUCAUUCAUGGAGUCUACGUUUGAUAGGAAUAGCAAGACGCAGGUUGAUCGCCGUGCGAUGACCAGACACAACAUGAGAUAUCUUAUGCGGGUGUAUCCUAAUGGAUGGCGUGUCGCAUCUACGAAUUUUGAUCCUCUCAAAUAUUGGCGACGGAGUGUUCAGAUGGUAGCUCUCAAUUGGCAAACUCAUGAUCUUGGUAUGCAAAUGAAUGAUGCGAUGUUUGCAGGAGGUACCGAUCAAUCCGGCUACGUCCUCAAGCCAAGCGAACUUCGAGAGAUUAAAAUGCUCCCUAGUGUUCCCGAGGAAGCAGGAGCUAAUCACGUCAAGCGAGAGCGCAAAAAUGUCAACUUCUCAAUUGAUAUCAUCUCUGCUCAACAACUCAUGCGCCCAAAGGGUCUUCCUUCUAAUCGUUCUGUCGACCCAUAUGUCGAAGUCGAGGUUUACCAUGCUGACGACAAGAGCAAGGAAACUAAAGGAGUCAUUGGAGAAGGUGGUCUUGAUGCUUCUGCCAAGGAUGGCUCUUCUGGUUUGGGAGCUCCUCAUAAGCGCCGUACACACAUCGUCCAAGAGAAUGGCUUCAACCCAGCUUUCAAUAAGAAAUUCAAUUUCGCUCUAACCACCAAAUUUCCGGAACUCGUUUUUGUUCGUUGGACCGUCAGAUGCUCAUCAGAUGGCCAUAGUUAUAACGUUAAAACCUUACCUUUGGCCACAUAUACCGCCAAACUCAGCAGUCUUAAGCAGGGUUACCGCACUCUACCUCUUUACGACACAAAUGGUGAUCAGUUCCUCUUCUCCACACUCUUCUGUCGGGUCAAGAUCGACGCCGCUACAAGUAUCUAUGUCAACGCCGAAGCAAAUGAAAGCGUUAGUGUACUUAAGAGCCUCGGCCGUACCGUCUUCAAUCGAACACCUCUAUCACCAAGACCUUCUGUUGACAGUGGUCACCAAUGA